Molecule: messenger RNA, 3531 nt
Organism: Onychostruthus taczanowskii (white-rumped snowfinch)
Lineage: Eukaryota; Metazoa; Chordata; Aves; Passeriformes; Passeridae
Gene: ALKBH2
Product: alkB homolog 2, alpha-ketoglutarate dependent dioxygenase
Exons: 3
Coding region: 86-829 (247 amino acids)
Biological process (GO): DNA repair
Source: RefSeq, a predicted model, not a curated record
GGGGCGUGGCUUUGCGUGCUCCCGUUUCCCGCGGGAUCGCGGCUCCCGUUCCUCCCGGGCGGCGCUCCCGGUGCCGGGUUCGCCCAUGGACAGGUUCGUGGUUAAACUGCCCCGCGGGCAGCCGGGCGAUGGCGGCGGGAAGAGGCCGCGGCUGGAGAAGGCCGGCCCGGAGCGGCCGCCGCCGCGGAAGAUCCGCGCCGAGGGGCUCCGCUGUGAUUACCGCAUCCUCUUCGACAAGGCCGAGGCGGACGAGAUCUUCCAGGAGCUGGAGAAGGAGGUGGAGUAUUUCGAAGAUGACGCGACAAAGCUGCAGGUGUUUGGCAAGUGGCACAAGAUUCCCAGGAAGAAGGUGACCUACGGAGACCCUGGCUUGUCCUACACCUACUCAGGGGUCACGUUCCACCCCAAGCCCUGGAUCCCGGUGCUGACGCGGAUCCGGGAGCGCGUCACCUCGGAGACGGGACACUCCUUCAACUUCGUCCUCAUCAACAGCGCGGACUCCACCGCCAGGUACAAAGACGGCCUGGACCACAUCGGGGAGCACCGGGACGACGAGAAGGAGCUGGUUCCCCGCAGCCCCAUCGCCUCGGUGUCCUUCGGAGCCUGCCGGGAUUUCGUGUUCCGCCGCCGGGGCGCGGGCAGGAUCAGCGUGGCCCUGGCCCACGGCAGCCUGCUGCUCAUGGAGCACCCCAGCAACGUGCACUGGCACCACAGCCUGCCCCCGCGCCGGGGGGUGCUGGCCCCCAGGGUCAACCUCACCUUCAGGAACGUCCUGCCCGCGGCCACGCGGGGAAAUGUGCCGCCUCUGGGCCCUGGGAAGGGAAUUUAGUUCCUCCUGGACAAAAUUUGGUGAUUUUGCUGCUGGAGCCUGUGACCGCUGAUCUCAGUUUAACAUCUGGGAAAUGUUGCUCCGGUCCUGCUGAUCCUUGUUUUUGCUGGUUCUUCCUCUUGUUUUGCUGGGGAAGAAGUUUGUUCUCAGCUGAUCUUUAUCUAAGCAGUGUUCCAAGAAGAUGGAAAUGCUCCAUAGCCUGGAGGCAGCAGUUUAUCAACACUGUGAGCCACAAGCUGUGAUGAUCGUGUAAAGCUGAUAUUCUGCAGGUGGCACUUUCUGUCAAAGAGCUCUGGUUUGCUUGGGUUUGUUUUUUUUAAAUUAAAAUAAAGCAAAAUGAGCCUGAGAUGGAGAAGGGGAGUGCUGAGGUGUGAGGACAGGGUGUGGCUGGAUGAGUGUUUGACUCCUGUCUGCUUGAAUUGCUCUGCUCCUGAGGGAGGCUGCUCUUGCAGGAGGAAGCACAAGGUUUUUUCCUCCCUCAGGCACUUUGUACAAAAACCAGGCAGCAAAAAAUGCCCUUGUGGGGAAGAACUGGGUUGUCCCAUCUCCACUGGAAGGCUGUCACUCUGAGAGUGUAUUUCCCUAAAUAAUUAUCCCUAGGGAUCCCCUCCUGACUGCCUGAAAGCCACCACCUCCCACACCCGCAGGGAAUCCUGCUGAAAAUGAGGGAAUUCUGUCCCCAAGAGAUCUUAAACCAUCAAGGAAUUAUAAAUUCUGGGUGAGAAUGGGAACCAAAUCCUGUGUAACCUGGCUGCAGCCACUGGAAUUAGUGCUGGGCUCUGGCCUUCAGUGGUGGGUCCAUUAUUCCUGUGGAAUUAAGGCCUGUGCAGAGAAUUGGGAAUUGUUACUUCCCACCUUCUGCCACUCUGAGAUGCUCUGUGGAGCUUGAAAAUCCUUCUUAUCCAGGGCUUGUGGAGUGUUGUUUCAACCCCUUUGGCUCCCAGCUUGGUGUUUGUUUCAAGACAUUCCCACACUGAUUUUUCUACCAAGUUUGUUCUUUUAUUGCUACUGUACAGUUACAAAAAUACCCUGAAGUGGAAAAAAAGCAACUUCAAACAGCAGUGCAGUGCUUGGACUGGAACAGACAUUUUUAAAUUAACACACAAAAUAAGACAAGAAUAAUCCAAACACAGAAAUGUCAUCUUGGAGCUCUUAAUUCUUUACAAUUUAUUAACAUCUUCUCCACCAUGGCAGCUUGGGAGGGACGAGUAUCAGCGUUGGAGCCUUGUGGCUGCACAGAGCCCUGCCAGAGGGGAGGUUUGGCUGGAAAACAGAUCCCAGUGACCUCCAGAGGGGAGACUUGGCUGGAAAACAGAUUCCAGUGACCUCCAGAGGGGAGACUUGGCUGGAAAACAGAUCCCAGUGACUUCCAGAGGGGAGAUUUGGCUGGAAAACACAGAGCUCUGUGACCUCUGGAAAGACAGAUCCCAGUGACCUCCAAAGAGAGGCUGGGCUGGCAAACUCAGAGCCCUGGGACCUGCAGAUGGGAGGGUUGGUUCCCAAACACCUGCACAAAUUCCAGUGAUCUCCAUGGGUGUGGUUGGCUGGAAAACAGAUCCCAGUGACCUCCAGAGGGGAGGAUGAGCUCCCAAAGCCCUGCACAGCUCACAGGGGACAGGCAGGAUCUGGCACAGCUCAGGGCCAGGACUGAGGUGCUGGGCUUUGCUCCCUUCCUCAGCUGAGGGUUAAGCCAAGCCCAUCCACUCCUCCCCAAGCAAAGCCAGAAAAAAGGCUCAACCCUUCCCCUGAUAGCCCUUGAGGGAGAUCCAGAAUCAAUCCACAGCCCAGGGAAACAGCUCUUGGCAAAGAAAAACCUGCUGCUCCCAGCUGCCACAUUUCAGUGCACACUGUGCGUGUCCUCGGCCCCUCCUCCAGCACAACUAAGCCAAGAGGCUGCUCAGCUGAACCCCCAAAUCCAGGAAAAACCCCCCAAAUCCAGGAAAAAGCCCCAAGCAGAGCAUUGAGCCUGGAGAAUGCAGGACAGCCACUGCUGGCACUGGAAAUGGUUUCAGUUCAGAGGUGCAGGGGCAGAUCUGCUGGAGGGAGAUGUUGGGGUGAUGGUUUUACAGGGCUCCCAGUAGGGAGGGCUGGCUCCUCCUCCAGCUGUCAGCUCUCCCUUCAAUGGCCAGAGCAAAUUUUUGGCAUUUUGUAUCCUUCAAGGUUUUUUUUUUUCUUUGUUUUCUUGGUUUUCUGUAAAUUCAAACAGAUUAAAACCAAGCUACUGCUCGUGCAGCACAGCCAGGACCCAGGUCCCAGUCCAGCAGUGGAUUUAUCAAUAUUUCUGUACCAUGAGCAUUACCUGGGCCAGGAAUUGUGCUCCAGACUCUGGAAUGAUGAGUUGUGUAAAUAAUUUUGCAUAUCCACCCAUUUUACCACUCCUGCUUUGGCUGGUUUGGAGCCUCUCCUGAGGAAGUGUGAACACCUCCGAGCUUUGGGCAGCACUAUGAAUUCAUGAGGUACAAAGUUGCCCUAAAAAAACUACUUAAGACAGUUGUUAUUUGAAAACUUCACACUGAAAAAAGCUUGUCUGAUGAGGGAUUUUUUUCUCCUCCAAGCUUACAAGGACAGAAAAGAGCUAAAAACAACCUACAUGUUUUAUUCCUGGUCACUUAAAAGCAGGUUUUUAAAAGAGGAUUUUUGCUGCUUUUCCCUCUGUGCUUUGGGACUUUUAAAUUUUUUUUUUUUUUUUUUUUUUUUUUUUU